This is a messenger RNA of Cantharellus anzutake, 953 nucleotides long. RefSeq lists its product as uncharacterized. Gene Ontology annotation, molecular function: protein binding. The transcript is spliced from 2 exons. The record is from RefSeq and is a predicted model, not a curated record. Lineage: Eukaryota; Fungi; Basidiomycota; Agaricomycetes; Cantharellales; Hydnaceae. Bases 51 to 905 code for a protein of 284 amino acids.
CUCAAUCGAUAACCAUACCCAAAUUCCUCUUCGUACACUGCUCGACAACAAUGUCAAAGAACCUCAGCGAUGUGCUCGUGGCGGCGGCCUGGAUAGGGGACGUCCACACUCUGGAGAAACUGAUCAGCGAAGGCGCUCGGGUCGAUGGAAAGAAUAGCCGUGUCACUCCUCUGAUAGCCGCGGUCAUAGCGGGUCAUGACAAAGCUGUCGGUUUGUUGCUGGAAAAGGGAGCUAACAUCGAAGAACGCGACGAGGAAAGUCGUACCAUUAUCAAGCUAGCCCUUGACAAUGGCCACGAAGCGCUUGCCCAAAAACUCGUCGACCACUGUCCCGGCCUUAUUGUUACCGACCCCCGCCUACGCAAGGGAGAGGAAUGGUUGCGUAAGCAAUUCAAGUCGAUGUCGGACAAUGUCAAAGACACCGCCAGCAAGCCUGAUCCGUCCUUGCUGGAGAGGGUCAUCACGGGAGUUCAGAAAGGAGAUCUGGGGCCAACCGACAAUCGGAGUGUAUCGGAUGUGUACUGGGAGCACAUUCUUCUGCGCUAUAUUGGGGACAUCCCCUUGGACAUCGAGCGGAACUACUCGGAGGAUCUGACGCUGUCCCUCGUCGGGACGUUCGAACGAAUUCUUAAAGGUCACGAGGGCAUCAAGGAGUCUGCCAGGCUGUUAAACAGCGAACUGCCUACAACCGAGUAUACCAUCCUUGAUACAGUGGUGCGACAAACAGGCAGCUGGGUGACGGAGCGUUGGGCCUAUCAUGAUUCCAAGCACGGCCUCCGGGUCACUGAUGGCAUUGACACGUUCUUGAUCGAGAAUGGGAAGAUCACUGUCAAGAUGAUAAACUAUACCGUCGAGAAACGUGCGGACGCUCGCGAGGAGUUUAAGAAGGUUAGACGCGGGAAUUGACAGUGGAUACGAAUGUGCAAUUCAAGGAUUUAGCAUUCAAUAUGUAGC